GUUUGGUCGUAGUGGGGCUCAAGAUACUCCCAAGAUGGCGGAACGCGGAGGACGUUGAGACGAAGCGGCGGUUAAACAACAACAACAUCAACAACUAUCGGCAGCAGCAACAACAACAACAAACACGUACAGAGCAACGACAAUCGUAAAGAACGUGGAGGUGAGGAUAGGACUGACGAGGCGGGGAGAAAGGAGACAUCGCGAAUUGUGAGAGCGGCGACUCGGCUUGCCAGGACCCACACGGAGCCACGUACACCACUUCCAAGAUGCCGGCCCUCCUGGAACGACCCAAGAUGACCAAGACGAUGGCCGUGGCGCUGCACAGGCACAUCAUGCGCGAACGGGAGCGCAAGCGCCAAGAGGAAGAGGAGGCUGACAAGAUCAUGGAGCAGAAGAUGAAGGAAGAGCAGCAGAGGCGGCGGAAGAAAGAGGAGGAAGAGCGCAUGUCCCUGGAGGAGACGAGAGAGCAGGAGGGAAACCCCCUACAAGCCACGCCCAGCGUGACACUGCUGAUGAUGCUGAUGACGUCCCAAGCCCCGCCCACCACCUCCCGUCCAGCAGUACACGUGGGAACAGAGAUCGCCAAACUGGAGGAGAAGCUGCAGGCCCUGCAGGAUGAGAAGCACCAGCUCUUCCUGCAGCUCAAGAAGGUGCUCAAUGAGGAGGACAAGCGGCGAGCCAAGAUCAAGGAACAGAACGAGCUGGCGGCACUGAGCCAGCAGCCGUACCCAGCGGGCAUGACGGUUCACCCUGGCUCGCACCUCAUCAUGCACGGAAGCCACAUCUCACCAAGCCGAGCGCACGGGCUGCUGGGAGAUCGGCCAAAGAACCAACUUUACAGCCACACCACCAUCCCGGGAAGGGCCUACCCAAGCCAGACAACGUUUACGUCAAGCCAGCCCGAACACGCACAUUUUCAAACGAGCCAAUCGGGGCACAGCUCCUACGCCAGCAGCCAAUCACAGCACAGCGUGCCCUACACGGGUGGGCAGGCUGUCCCUGCCACCUACCCAGCCGGCUCCCAGCCAAUCAGAGGGGCGUCUGCCUUCCAGUCCUACCCUCCCUACGUGUCCCACCAGCAGACGGGAUAUACCGUGCACACCCAGUUCCCUCCCCAGCAAGGGUACCUAGCGCCAGCGACAAGCAUGCCCCUGCAGAAGCAGCUGGAGCACGCCAACCAGCAGUCGGGAUUCUCAGACGCGGCGUCGCUGCGAUCGCUGCACCCGCAGUCGAUGCACGCAGGACAGACGCUGCUGCAGCCGACCCAGCUGCAGGUGUCCCUGCCGCCCGCCAAGUCCGGCAUGAUUUACCCCCAUCAGACGAGGCCCGCCUCUCCCGGGGCCUUCCAGCACAGCAGCACACCCCCACAGCCGUCGCACUCGGCCACGUUCUCUCCGGCAUCCCAGCAGCAACAACAACAGCAGCAGCAACAACAGCAGCAACAACAACAGCAGCAGCAGACCCAACGGCACCACUUCAUCCAGCACGGCCAGACUCACCGCUACUACAAGUGAGCCACCAAUCAACAAGCAGCAGCAGCAACCUCGAGAAACCGCUCCUCUCCGCCGACGGCCCCACCACAAGCUACGCCAUCGGACCAGGGGGAAGGGGGGACAGUCAUCGUCGCCAAAAAUCCCACUCAAUUUGCAAACGGAUAAGUUAGGGGGUCGUUUUGUCUUUGGAAAUGUGCGAUUGCCAACCUUGCCCUGUAAUUGACACCGACCCAUCCCAUGAUGCAAUCUUCAGUUUUUCUUUCGUAAGCAAUUGUAAAAAACAUUUUUACAGAAACUUUUUCAGGCUUUGGCAGCCGUUUACACAGUGGCUAAACUAUGAUUUUUACUGCAUUAAAAAUUUUAGUAUUAAAGAGAACCUGUAAGAUAGUGAUGGCUUAGUUUGUAGCAUUACCUUAGAAAGUACUUUUCUCUUAAGUUAAUUUGAAUCAAUUUCCGUUUUGCUUUGUUGCAGAGCUGAUUAUAUAUCACCCACUUUAUUGUGGACAAAAAAUAAAACGUGCACAAGCU
Molecule: messenger RNA, 2021 nt
Organism: Lethenteron reissneri (Far Eastern brook lamprey)
Lineage: Eukaryota; Metazoa; Chordata; Hyperoartia; Petromyzontiformes; Petromyzontidae
Gene: GPS2
Product: G protein pathway suppressor 2
Biological process (GO): regulation of transcription by RNA polymerase II
Cellular component (GO): transcription regulator complex
Molecular function (GO): transcription coregulator activity
Source: RefSeq, a predicted model, not a curated record